Molecule: messenger RNA, 723 nt
Organism: Penicillium salamii
Lineage: Eukaryota; Fungi; Ascomycota; Eurotiomycetes; Eurotiales; Aspergillaceae
Source: the annotation of a GenBank genome assembly
AUGCCUGCUCUACUAGAAGACCCCACCACCCGCAACCCCCCACCACAGGCUCACGUUGAUGCCGCGCCGAGCCUAUCGGCACGGCGAACAACACUCCCCAAAUCGGCCAAUGCCCCAAUGACCCUGUAUCCCAUCACUGGGGGACCGCAAGCCGUGCCAAAGGACCUGAUCAAGUUCCUGCAUGAGGAAUUCAGUGCGGAAAUCGUCCGCGGCAACACAUAUCCCAUGGAGCAGCCGAUGGCACUUGAUGCAUUUGCUGAUUAUUGGUUUGGGACUUUUGCGGUCCUGGCUAUUUUGGAUGAUGAGGGUGAAGGGCUGCGAGAGGGGAGGGAUUGGGAGAAUGUCUGUUUGGGGACUUUUUAUAUCAAGCCUAACUAUCCUGGCCGCUGCUCUCACAUCUGCAAUGCAGGCUUCAUGACUACCACCGCGGCUCGUGGCCGGGGUGUCGGACAAGCCAUGGGUGAAGCAUACCUGGAAUUUGCCCCAAGACUGGUAAGAAUUGAUUGCAGGCCUUCCAGUGUUGCUUAUAGGCAAAGAGCUGACAGUUUACAGGGAUACACAUACUCGGUGUUCAACCUGGUGUUUGCGAACAACCCAGCCUCCAUCCGUAUUUGGGAGAAGCUGGGCUUCAGCGUCAUUGGGCGGGUCCCCAAGGCUGCUCGUUUGGCUAACAGUGAGGAACUGGUUGAUGCAUUGAUUUUCGGCCGGGAGCUCGGAAAUUAG